Messenger RNA from Acanthochromis polyacanthus (spiny chromis), 4506 nucleotides. RefSeq names its product photoreceptor outer segment membrane glycoprotein 2-like. Lineage: Eukaryota; Metazoa; Chordata; Actinopteri; Pomacentridae. Gene Ontology annotation, biological process: visual perception. The transcript is spliced from 3 exons. Gene Ontology annotation, cellular component: membrane. Bases 1873 to 2955 code for a protein of 360 amino acids. The record is from RefSeq and is a predicted model, not a curated record.
CAGCAGAAAAGCCACAAACAGGGAUUUCAGUGGUUUUCAGUUAAUUUAAUUGUCUCUGUUUACCACAUGUUACAUUGACAUAUUUUUUCUGGAACUUUUUUUGCUUUUUAUUGUUUGUUCUCUACAAGUUUGUUUAUUUAUCCAUGUUACAAUACACACUUCUAAAUUAAUAAAAGAAACUUAGUUUAAAUACUGGUCCCACUCUUCCUCAUCCUCGUCACUUUGUCCUCUCUGUCCUGUAGUUUUCCACUCAGCUCUGAGGUAAUGUUCUGUUGAUGUUCUCUUAAUGUUCUGUUCUGUAUCUCAUCCUCAACAAACAAAGAUAAACCUUUUAAAAUGAAAAUGAGCUGAUAGACGUCCUGCUGAUGGUCCAGCUGGUUGAAUAGGGGUGUUGGAGAGUUCACAGCUUACUACAAGGCUGAUUAGCUGUAAGGAGAUUACAAGCACAGGAUGGCAAGUUAACGGACUCUUCAAAACUCCUUUUCUGGGCUGCAAUAUUUCCUUCAUGGCUCUACCUGUGGCGGGAGUUGCCUUGCCAAAGGAUGGUGGGAGGUCGGAGUGGAGACAGACCAGCAGCUGAAGUUAGAUGUUCGACACAUUUAUGUCAGCAAAGGUAAAAAUCUGUCCGUUGUUUUAUCCUCAGUGAAGCGUAAACUGGAUGGACGAGUGGAUCUGGGACGCCAUUUUCACAUCCACUUGUCUUUGUUUGCAUUUUGUUCAUACGUAGAUAAAAGAAUAAGUCAUUGUGUCGUAAAAAAGUUUAAAAAAAAAAAGCUCUGAAGUAGAAGUUUUCAGAAACAGUUUUCUUAAAUAGUGAAAUCUAUGAAUUAGACAGAUAAAAAUAAGAGAGUACAAGAGAAAAAAAGAAUGUUUGAAUUUGUGUCUCUGUUCAGUUGAAUCAGAAUAUUUCACUGCUGAAGUAACUGAUCAGAAUGAGAAACUGUCUGUGGAGCUGCUAACUGGCUGGAUGUGAUUAUAUGAUUCAUCUGACUCAGACCGAAGGGAAACAAACACACAACCAGUGUUCUGAUGAUGUUCUGAUGAUGUUUUGUGAUAUCAGCCCCACUUUUAUUAAACUCUGAACUUCUUCCUCCCCUGCAGUGGUCACACGCUGUCUUUGGAGUUGCUGGAUUGCAGUCAAGAGUGGCUAAAAUACCUCGCUAAGCUCCUUAUGACACUCUUCUCCUCUCACACCAAACGCUGACCUCUGACCUCUGAGCCCAUCUGACCUGAACAUGAAGCCUGCAACUCGACUGUAUGAGCAAAUUAUGACAUCUUCCUUAUGACAGGAGGGUCUGACGCCUUGAGUUUGGCGUUUUUGUCAGCCAGAGCCACAGAUUUACAAAACCGAGCAGCAGGCAUCGAGGGUUUAAACAGACAUGAUGUUGUCCAACAGACAGACUGUGAAGUCUCUUAGUGUAUAUUUGUGAUGUUGGGCUGUAUAAGCAAAAGUGACUUGACACAAAUGGAGAAUAAUGCAAAACAUCCAACCAUAGAACACCCCUGGAUACAGCUGACUGUAACUUUUAAAACCUACCACUGUUCUGGUGCCUUUAUCUUCACAAAUUAAUUGAAUGAAAGAAACUCAGGACUUCUAGAAUGUUUCAGUUAUUGGUAUUUAAUGAAAAGGUGACGCCUUAACAAACCUCUUAGAAGAAACUUUGAGGACUCAAAGAGGCCAACAAACAGCCUGGAUCCAAACUAAGGAGGAAAUGAUUAAUUGAAUGAGAUGCUGACUGGGAUUAUGACAGGAGAGAAGAUUCCGAUGCAGCACCUAGUGGUCCUAAACGCUGCUGCACCUUAAUAAACUCCAGUUUUUGACCAUGCUUGCAGCCUUUUGGACGUGAAACAUUUUCAGACCGGAGGACCGACAUGGCGGUCGGUAGGGUGACCUUCAGCAAGGCAGAGAGAGAGAAGCUAGCCGAGGUUCUCUGGCUGCUCAACUGGAUCUCCGUGGUGACCGGAGUGAUUCUCUUCAGCCUUGGCUUGUUCCUCAAAGUAGAGAUCCAGAAAUGGGCGGAGGUGAUGUCAGAAUAUGGGACCUUCUACGUGCCACACAUGCUGAUCACCACGGGCCUGGCAGCCUGCUGCAUCAACUACCUCGGCGGGCAGAUCUGCCUGGACUGCGCCGACACCAACAAGUUCCUGCGCUGGAAGCUGGUGAUGAUGCCCUACAUCAUCUGCACCUUCUUCUUCACGUCCUGCGUCCUGGCCGGGGCGCUCAUGUGCUACAGCAUCCGCAGCCAGCUGGAGGAGUCCCUGUUCCUGGGCCUGAGGAACGCCAUGCGGUACUACAAGGACACGGACACGCCGGGCCGCUGCUACCUCAAGAGGACCGUGGACAUGCUGCAGAUCCAGUUCCAGUGCUGUGGGAACACUGGGUACCGGGACUGGUUCCAGAUCCAGUGGAUCAGCAGCCGCUACCUGGACAUGACCAACAGCGCUGUGGUGGACCGGCUGAGGAGUAACGUGGAAGGGAAGUAUCUGAUGGACGGUGUUCCCUUCAGCUGCUGCAGCACCUUCUCCCCUCGGCCCUGCAUCCAGCAGCACCUCAACAACCGAACGGCCCGCUUGCACUACGACCAGGAGAGCCAGCAGCAGAACCUGUGGAGGAGAGGCUGUCGACAGGCCCUGCUGGACCACUACACCGGCAUCAUGGAGUCCAUCGGCCUCACCGUGCUGCUCAUCUGGCUGUUUGAGCUGCUGGUUCUGACGGGUGUCCGCUACCUGCAGACGGCCAUGGAGAACGUUCUCCUGCUGGGUGAUCCGGACUUGGAGUCAUACGGUUGGAUUCUGGAGAACAGCCUGGCAGAAAUGGCCCGGUCCAACUUCAACAUCAUCAAGAACCUGGGGAAGUGUUACCAAGUGGAUGACGAUCCCAACAUCAACGUCCCGACCGCCGCCGCAGAGCAUGAGGUGCCCUCCCAGCAGGUCCGGGUUCCUGUGACUAGCUAGCAUCAUCGUGGAUCACUGAAGCCAUCAGCUGCUCUGAUGAUGCAUCCCCAACUGGAUCCCUUCCAGAACGCAGAGCGACGAGAAUUCAGUGUUCAUCCUGAGGGAUAAGAACAAAAACUCGAUCCAGACAAGCUUGGACAGAUGUUUGAAGUCCAGCUGCAUUGUCCUCAGAGCUCUGCAGGUUUGAUGGACCACCAGCGUUUUCUGCCUUCAGAUGGUACGAGUGUAACCACAGCUUUUAAAAACAUCGACGAACAACUGUUCAUUGUGGUUUUAAGUUUUUAAGAUGAGUAAAUUUUUGUACUCCAGAGUGCAUUACUCAGAAAAAGAAAUGACAGGGACAUUUUUAAAUGUCAUGAAAGCAGACUUGUACAUUUAGUUUCUAAAUGACCUUCUAAAGGUACAAAUCUGUAAAGGAAGGGUGCUGGAUAAUAAAUAAAUCAGAACAGUAAUUUACCUUUUCCAUUUUUUAAUUUUCCAUUUCUGAGGCUGUUGCUAGAUAAUGUCAUCAAGCACCACAAAGAGAAGAACAUUAACAGAGGCCUGCAGGGGACAAGAUAACUCACAGCUUGUUAAGAGUUUGAAAAACCGGUUAAUCUCUGCAUUGUCUUUUGUCUUUGGCAGUCAGUUUGGAGCGGCUAUGGUUCCCCUACUGGGAGUCCAGAUGGUGACAUUGUGAGCCGUGUCUUAACCAUCAGGUGCUUUUCUUGCCAUUAUCUGUAAUGAACAUUAGGCUAAGUCUUUUUUCAAAAGCAAAAAUGUUAAGAGAUGAGCGGUAGUAGCUUCUCAAAUGGAAAUGUUUUGUUUCCCCAGUUUUCUUUUCAUACAUUAAACACUUUUAAACACAAGUUAAACAUGUCAGAUGUGUUAGCAAUGAAAAUAACUGCAGCCUCCCAGUUCUCUGAUGGAAUAGCAGAUCUUACAGAGGGUUUUCUGUUUGUACAUUACACAGAAAAAAGACAACUAUUCAGCUGCUCUACAAGUCGAGGCCACAUAAUGGAGGAUGGAAGUUCAUCUUGUGCUUUAGCGGAGCAAAUUCGUGACAACUUUACUUAACAGCACGAUUUGGAGGAAACCUGGGAAUAUUUCUUUGUUUCUCUGUAAAAACUUGAUGCCUUCAUCUGUUUUCUGUCUCUAUCUUCCUCCUCUGCUUCCUUUUGAAAUGUUGUCGACCGAGGUCUUUGUAGUAACUCAUGUUGUUUUUACAGGGUUUGUAGGUGUUAGUUUAAACAAUUUGCAGAUUUUGAUUUAAAGAAACAAUGAGAGCAAUGUGUUGAAGAGGACUUUUUGUUAAAUGUGCAACAUUUUAAACCUUUUCCAUGUCUGUGUGUGUGGCACAAAGAGGUCUAUGACUUGCUUAGACUAGCCUAGCACAAAGACUGGAAGCAGAAAACUGUUCACCAAACUAAACUGUAAACAACAACCAACAGUGUCAUUCCUAAAAUAUCCAACCAGCUGAGGUGUCAACAUGAUGCUGUGAUUUUCUCUCACUGCGAGUUCAUGUGCUUUAUUUUGAUUUUUCUCUUAAUAAAGUUCAAAUUUCUGAUUAUG